AGCAGUAGUUUGUUUUGUGUCUGGUUCUAAAUUAAGUCGAGCAUGUUGUGUGCGUACACCCAAGUCAACGGGCUGAAGCUCCACACGGCGGAAAUCGGAGGCCGCUCUUCGCCAUCGGUGGUCUUCUUACACGGAUUUCCGGAAAUAUGGUACUCGUGGCGCCACCGGAUGAUCGCCGUCGCCAAGGGCGGUUUCAGAGCCAUCGCACUCGAUCACCCGACCCAACCAAACCACAUUCUCGGAUCUCAUUGCUGAUCUGCUUGCUCUCCUUGAUUCUCUCAACCUUUCCAAGUAAAUCCCAUUUCAUUUCCCUCAAAAGCAUGGAUAAAAUCCAGCACAAGUUCGUACAAGUCAACGGUCUGAAGAUCCACGCGGCGGAGAUCGGCUGUGAGUCAUCUCCGGUGGUGGUGCUCUUGCACGGUUUCCCGGAAAUAUGGUACUCGUGGCAGCACCAGAUGAUCGUGGUGGCGGAGGCUGGCUUCAUAGCCAUUGCUCCGGAUUACAGAGGGUAUGAUAAGGGUAAUUCCCAUAUCAAGAUGCUGGAGACGAUAAAAGAGAUAAAUGAGAAGUCCCGGGAGGCGGAAUCCAGUCGACGACUCAAGCUUAAACAAAUAGCAUAAAAUAAAAUAGAAAGAGACAAAACUCAUAUAUUCAUUCAUUCGUUGAAAAGAAUAACAAUAACCUUCUUUAUAAUACUAAUACUAACUUAAUGAGCAACACAUCCAAGAUAUGGAAAAGAUAUGCAAUCCCUAAAUUAUCUUUGAGUUGUGAUUCACGAGCUGCAUAUUUUUGAUGCUGCAUUCGGGCAGAUAAUUUAUAGUUUACAACAACGAUAAUAUUUACUACAACAAUCGAUUGGAUUACAUUUAGGGGGAUUAUGAGAGCGACAACAUCAGAGGAAUUAGUGACAAAAAGGACGACGUUGAAGCUGGAUCACAGGAUUCACAGCAUCACAUUGUUAGUUG
Salvia splendens (bonfire salvia) is the source of this 965-nucleotide messenger RNA. RefSeq names its product bifunctional epoxide hydrolase 2-like. Lineage: Eukaryota; Viridiplantae; Streptophyta; Magnoliopsida; Lamiales; Lamiaceae. The coding region runs from base 147 to 620 and encodes 157 amino acids. The record is from RefSeq and is a predicted model, not a curated record. Gene Ontology annotation, molecular function: catalytic activity. The transcript is spliced from 2 exons.